UGAUUUUAGGAUUAUUUCUUGUUUCGAUUUCAUUUUUGCAAUUGACUAGUAAACGAGAUAUGUCACUGUUAUGGCAUAUAAUUAAAAACAACUAAAUUUUGUUUGUUACUUAGGAUAUUCAGAUAUAAUUCAGUAUAAUUUUGACCAAAAAAAGGAACUUUCUCAUUUGCCACUAAUCAACUAGGACAUAGUUGUAAGGUUUUGCAUACUUCUAAGAUUGCCUGAAUAGAUAGAAAGUCCCUUCAAUUGCAAUUGGCUAAUGGUAGAAACUAUGUGCUUGUUUGGUCUGACGUAUGGAACGGAAAGGAACCGGAACAAAAAAAAAAGAGGAGCCGAAUUGUGCAAAGAUUGUUACCUUUAUCGGGUGUUCGGUUUAAGUCAUAGAAUGAAAAAGAGAUUAAUACCCUUUACCACCAAAAAAUAGAUUUUGUUAUUUGAGGGGGAAAGGAAGGUAACAAAUUACGGGAGUCCGUUAUCGCCAAGUAAUGGUAAUGGAUGGAGGAGGGGUUGGACGAAAUACGGAGAAAGGGAAAAUAUGUAAUUUGAUUCCGUUUCUUGGAGCCCAAUUAUAUUGAAACAUACAUGCUCUAAGGAUGUAAGGUCUUUUAAGGAUGAGGAAUAGACUCAAGUGUAAGAGUUGAAACAUGAUUUUUCUUCACAUUUGAGAUUUUCAUGGAGCGUGUCAUCUCAAGGGCUGAGAAAUCGGAGACAACUCGAGUUAUUCGUUUGAUGAUGGACUAGAAAUACUUCAGGAACUGUGCUUCCAGAGCUUCUAGCUUCAAGUGCUGAUGAGUCAUGCAUGUUAUAUGUUAUACUCUACUUUUUGUUGUGAAAACAGAUUAAUUUAUAUGGGUUAUAUGGUAAAGCUUAUAUAUUCUGGUAAUGGAAUGUGGUGAAUCUUUUUGAAUUUGAAAUGCUUGUCCAUCAUCAUGAAGUAGCCGGAGAUCAAUUUUCUCCUACUUUAAGCAAGAUUGAUUUUGUCAUGUGUCAUGUCAAGAUUUUCACCUGCCUAACUUUUUCCUUCCCUCUUCUGAUAAAUCUGGUUUCAACUACAUUUUCAUGCUUGCUUAGGGGGUAUUAAGGACUAAUUUGGUUGCAAUUGGCUGACCAACUUUUAUGGAAAGCCAACUGUUCAAGGAGCUGAUCUUGGGUGUACCAUCGAGCUUUUCCUUUCCCUGUGACGAUGUAGCCACUUCAUUAAUCAGGCGCUGAGUAGAUGACUUUCCCUUUGUUUUUUGAUAUUUUGGUGGGUAUCCAAUUAAUUCCUAUAUGAGUUAUACUGUAGACGUGGACAUGGAUAUUAGUUCUCAGCAUCUUGGUUUGUCUCAGUAUUAUUCAAGCUAAGGUUUCUGUGGAUGUUUUUGGUUGACAAGUCAUGCAUUAUGCCAAAUUAGGAUGUCGAAUCUCAUGAAGAUGUUAAACAUAGUCAAUAAUUGUUAUCUAUACUUUGUUUUCUUGCUUAUGCUAUUGACUGCUACCAAGUACCAACCAUGCGAUAGAAAUGUAAAGUUUUAGCUCUAAAACUGUACAUAAGAAAGUUCUUAGUAUUGUUUUAUUAGCCUCUAUUAGGCAUUAGCAGACAUGUCUGCUAUUCUGUAUAAGAACGUUCAACCAUUGACUAAUUCCUGGACUAGCAAAUUCUUUUGAUGCUAAUUAAACUAGUUUGGUAAUUUUUAGUAUAAUAAGGGAAUUUCACUCUAUUUCUCAAUGGAGUCACCCCAUAAUAUGCAAGUAAAUCAUGAAUAUCACUUCAAUAUUGUGUAAAAAGUGACACCAUGCAUCCGUUUCACCCAAGGUUUAGUUAACUAAUUUGCACAUUCAGAAUUAAGGUCCAUGUAUCCAUCAGCAGAUAUUUUUUUUUUAUUUUUAUUUUGUCACUAUUUUACUUUGAGAAUUCGUAAACAACCUUCCUGCUUAGGAAAAGACUUGCAGCUUUCUUCGUCAAAGAUUAACUGCACAGUUUAUAUACAUAUUCCAAAUGGCUUAUGAAGUAAAAGAUAUCAGGUCAGUGGUACCCUCAAUAAUUUGAGAGUAUUAAAAUUUAUGAUAGAAUAUGGAAAAGUUCUUUGAAAAAUUGUAGACAUAUGCUUUAUAAAUUAUAGGAAAAUUUACUAUAAUUUCUAUUGUCUCCAAAAUAUAUGUGUAGGACUUACCGAAGAAUAUUUCCAUAUUCGAGCAAUAUAUGUUACAAAUUAUAGAUUUGCCUGAAUUGAGAGUUGUCUUAGCAUCUGUAUGUAGAAUUGUAGAUAAUUUAUUGUACAAAAAGUGCAAGAUUUCCCAUUCAAAGGUUAUAGCACGUGGCUAUACAACUCUCUCCCCCUCCCGAGAGAUUAUAAGCACAAAAGGCUGAUUGGCAUGCUAUCUGAAAGCAAAGCGAAGCAAAACACACGAUAAUAAUGGAGGAACUAAUAAUGUCUUGGGAUCUUUAUACAGCAGCUCUGAAAGGGGAUGUGGGCAUCCUUUCCAAGGAACAAGGGACUGGGGAAGGAGCAGCUUCCACAAGAAACGUCGGAUAUAAUGAAUUUGACACGUAUUUUCUCACUUAUACCUUAGAAGAGAGGAACACCAUCCUUCACGUAGCAGCACGGAAUGGUGAAAACCUCGAUUUUGUAGUUGAAGCUCUUAAAAGAUUUCCCACUCUUAUUGACCAGAAGAAUUCAAAGGGUGAAACAGCUCUUCAUAUCUCGGCUAGACAAGGCAACAAGGACAUUAUUGAGCAUCUGGUAACAUUUUACUGUGAUAUUGAGGCAACUGCAGCAAAAAACAAUGACACUGAGCCUGUAUGGAGGGUGAAAAACUCGGAAGGGGAUACACCUCUUCACAUCGCAAUGAAAAGAGGCAAAAUUCAGGUUGUAUUAUUCCUAAUCAGUCUUGAUAAUAGCCUGGCAGGCUCUGUCAACAAUCGUGGAGAAACUCCACUGCAUUUGGCAGCUGAAAUCUGCACUGGUGCUGGUGCAUCAAAUAAUGGAUUGAUCAAGCAAUCAAGCUCAGGAGGCAAGCUACGAGAAGAUAUAUUACGUGUAAUAUACUUGCUGUUGAGAAAACCAAGCUUUGCCGUGCUUAUGCGUGACAAAGAUGGUUUGACUCCGUUACUCAAGGCAGCAUGUUGCAGGAAUUGCAUACCUUUCAUUUCGGUUCUAAUAGCUUACAAUCCACAAUUAUCAGAGCAGCGAGAUCUUAUUGGUAGAACCAUAUUGCACCUCAUGAACAUAGAGGGUUAUAAAGAAGGGAAAAGAUUUUUGGCAACACCAGAAAUUAACCCCCUCAAGGAUGAGCAAGACUUUGGCGGCGACACUCCCAUUCAUAUAGCCAUUAAAAACUCUGAUUUCAUGAAAGUGAGAGUUCUAAUGGAGUGCUCUGCAGAUUUUACAAUCAAUAAUAGCUGUGGCAUCUCAGCUUGGGAUUUAAUUCAUUCACAGGAGGACUUUGCUAUCAGAAUGAAGGACGAGACUGACAAAGCCAUGGAUGGAUUAAUGGAAAGGCAAAUGUAUAGAGCAGCAAUGGGAGGAGACGUGCAAUUUCUUUCUCAACAUGAUGAUAUCUAUUUUCUCUCUCGGACUAAGGAAGGGAACAAUAUCCUUCACAUAGCAUUGGGUUCGGAGUCGAUGAAAGCAACGAAUAUUGUUAUAGAUGCUCUCAAAAGAUGUCCAAUACUUCUUUGUCAAACAAAUUCUCAUGGUGAUACACCACUCCAUCUUGCUGCUAGGUUGAGGAGUUUAGCUGCGCAAGAACUAACGAUAUUUUGCAAGGAUACCUUCCAAAACAAGUUAGAAUUAGUUGUGGGUGCCUCAUUUCUUUAUAGUGCCCCAUGGAGGGUGAAAAAUUUAGAAGGGAACACACCCCUCCAUGAAGCGCUUCGUGCUGGAAAUGCUAUUUGUGCACGGAUUUUGUUACUGCUUGAUGAUGAGGUGGCUUCAUUUGUCAAUAAUAAUAAGGAGACUCCUUUGCAUUUUUAUGCAAAAUAUCAACAAAUACCAGGACCCCUAUCUGCAGGGAGAGAUGGGAGCUUAGCUGAAAUACAAUUACCAGAAGGUGGCGAGCUAGAUUUGCUGCUUAAAGCAAAUAUGUCAGCUCUCUUUUCCAGGGAUAUGGAUGGUCUCAACCCUUUAUUGAGAGCAGCUCAACGUAAUAAUUUUGAAACAAUCAGAAGGAUACUUGACUGCUGCCCCUCUUCGGCGGAAAUUUGUGAUCUCAGUGGUAGGAUGUUUUUACACCUCAUGCCUCUAGAUGAUAAAACUGAAGUGUUACUUGAAAGUUCUCAAAUUAAAGCACAAAUUGAAGCACGUGAUCAUGAAGGAAAUACACCGUUACACAUAGCUAUAAGAAAUCGUCAGUUUAAGAAGGUGAAGGUUCUACUGAAACAUGGUUCUAAAGAUCUUCUUGAUAUGGUCAACAGUCAGGGUGAAGCACCCAUUGAUUUAAUUCGAUUACAAAUUCAAGUGCCUCAUGAGAUCUUGGAGCUCUUUAGAGACAUGUCUCAAAUGCCUCAAGGCAUAUAUGGAAUGCCAGAAGUAGAAGUGAAAGAAAAUGUACAUAUCCUUUUGGUGAUUGCAGUAUUGCUUGCUACAAUUACAUUUGCAGCAGGAUUUACAGUUCCUGGUGGAUUCAAUGACAGCGGGGUUCCUAUUCUCAUAAAUGAGGGAGCGUUUAAGGUGUUCUUAAUCUCGAAUGCAUAUGCAAUGUGUUCCUCUAUGCUGGCAUUGUUCUCCCUUUUCUGGUUCAUGACUGGCAAAGCUUCGGAAGCACUGAAGCUUAUAGACCUGAGCAUCUUUGUUCUCCAACAAGCGUUUUAUGGAACCAUCAUAGCUUUUAUGACAGGGGUAUAUGUGACAAUAUCCCCCAAGGCUUUAUGGACUGCUAUUCUUGUCUGCAUAUUAUGCUCUGGCUUGAUCUUGUGUUCUUUUAAACCAUUAAAUAUGCUUCUUUCUAGAAUCUUCUCUUUUGCCCAUGGUAUCCUUCAUAAAGUUGCAGUUUCUGCAGAAAAGGCUGGGUUGCCUUGCAUCUCAUGUUUGUGCUACGUGUUGCUUUCAGGAUCCCACCUCGAGUCCUCGACUGAAGCGAAAUAAACGUCAGCCUUCCUCAUCGGAGUAUCGGACUUUUUUCGGCCAUCCAUGCAAAAAUUUGCUUGUGGCUCUUAUGUUGUCUAUGCAUGUCUUCUUUUUUGGUGAAAAAGGGGAAGAGAAUAAGUUUUUUUGGUCUUCUUUUCUUCUUCUUGUGAUGUUCCUUGUAUUACAUACACAUUGUGUCAUUGUCUUAUAGAAGUAUAUAAUAGAAGUACUGCAAAAUUCAAAUAAAAAACCCAUUCUAGAGUUGAAACCUAA
Messenger RNA from Beta vulgaris subsp. vulgaris (sugar beet), 5321 nucleotides. RefSeq lists its product as uncharacterized. Lineage: Eukaryota; Viridiplantae; Streptophyta; Magnoliopsida; Caryophyllales; Amaranthaceae. Gene Ontology annotation, cellular component: plasma membrane. Bases 2397 to 5066 code for a protein of 889 amino acids. The transcript is spliced from 6 exons. Gene Ontology annotation, molecular function: protein phosphatase 1 binding; protein phosphatase regulator activity. The record is from RefSeq and is a predicted model, not a curated record.